GUAGCUGUUGACCUAAUUUCCAUUCUUCAAAAUAAAUAAAUCAAUUUAACAUUCAAUCUCCAUAUUUCUCUCUCUCUCUCUUAUCAAGCAAAGCAAUGGAUGAAGACUUCUCCUUCCCAACAACUACAGAUGCUCCGCCGCGCUUCAUCGGAUCUCCGACACUCUGGCGCCGCUCCUCUUCCGUAGCUCCGAUCAGAUCAUCAGAAACAACAAAUCCCUUCUCAGAUUUCGAUCAAACCAAACUAGAACAAGAGAAAACACCCAAUUCUAGCCAGAGUCGAAGAAAGAGUUUUUCAUAUGUUGAAGAAAACAGAGAGCUGCAUUCUUUUGACGGUGAGGAAAUCAAGAUGGACGUUUUAUGGGAAGAUUUCAUGAAUGAAGAAGUUUCAAAGUCAUGUGGGUUUUUGAUGGAGGCUGAUGAGAUAAAUACGGUUGAAUAUGGCCGGAAACAGAGGAGUUUGAAACUGACUAAGGGUGUUACCGGCGGCAAGGUGGUGGUUUCCGGCAAGAGGGCGGCGGGAUUGUUGUUGUUCUUGAGAGUUAUGAAGAAGUUUGUGUUGUUUCAUAAUUCUCAACGAUCUAUUAAAAAAUAAAUAUUUUAAUUAAUAUGUAAUUAUAUUGGAAAUUACUUGUU
Molecule: messenger RNA, 634 nt
Organism: Impatiens glandulifera
Lineage: Eukaryota; Viridiplantae; Streptophyta; Magnoliopsida; Ericales; Balsaminaceae
Exons: 1
Coding region: 96-593 (165 amino acids)
Source: RefSeq, a predicted model, not a curated record